UAAACGUCACAUUGGCGCGAAGUAGGUAAGCCUAAACGCAGCCGUCAUUUUAAGUCGCUGUGUGAGCAUCUGUUAGCUGAACCUCAUCUCCAGACACCGGUUUAACCAUUACAGACGUGAACAGCGUGAAAACAAAGAUGUCUACUUCAUCUGUGUCAAAGGGCUGCUUUGUUUUCAAGCCCAGUGCUAAGAAGAGGAAGACUCACAGUUUGGAGAGUUAUUUCAGACAUGGCUGUGAGUCUGCAGAGAGCAGCGAGACACGAUUCAGACUCUGUCAGGACCUCUGGGACAAAAUCAAAACAGACACAGAGAUUUUACAGGAUGAGCUCAAUCGUAAAAUCUUGGACAGCUUGCUGGACUUCACCAGGAAGUGCUCUUCCACCCGUCAACACAGUGACUGGACGUCCCAGAUGAGAGCCAGUGAAAUUCCCACAGCAGCUCUCGUCCUCGGCGUGAACGUACCAGAUCAUGACAUGACCUUCCAGAGUCUGUCUGACCUGCUCCGGCAGUCUGUCACUCCUCAUGUGACCUCUGUGCAGGCCAAAGAGUGUGGAGCAUUGAAGCAUUUGAUGAAGAAGGUCCUGGAGAGGUUAAUGGAUACAGUUGUGGAUGAUGAUGAUGACGACGAGGGGGAGAGCGAGCGGCCUCAGCUCCAGAAGAGUGUGCACUGCUCUCUGAGUACGCUCUGUGAUUGGUACGCCGCAAAAACUACGAAAUCCAGCAGCGGUACUCCCGGAAAAAAGCGAAGUUCCCCAGCCAAAGAUGAGCAGCUGCAGCAGCCUCCUGUCGUAAUAAUCUUUAAGGAUUUGGAGGCUUUUAACCCAAGAGUUCUUCAGGAUUUUAUACUCAUAUGCAGUCGGUACAUUGACCGUCUCCCGCUGAUGUUCAUCUUUGGGAUUGCCACGUCGCCCAGCACCAUCCAGCACAUGCUGCCCCACUCUGUGUCCUCCCUGCUGUGCAUCGAGCUCUUCCAGUCUUUGUCCUGCACACAGCACCUGGCCACAGUCAUCGACAAGUUAGUCCUGACGUCACAUUUCCCUUUUAAGCUCAACGGUAAAGUGAUGCAGGUGUUGAUCAGCCUCUUCCUCUACCACGACUUCUCAGUGAGAAACUUUAUCAAGGGAAUUCAGCUGGCCCUGCUGGAACACUUCCACUCUCAGCCUCUCAGUGUGCUGUGCUGUAAAAAGAAGGAGGCUCUGCAUAACGUGACUCAGCUCAGUCAAAAGGACUUGAUAAAGCUCAAGGAUCUGCCCUCGUUCACUAGAUAUUUAGAGAAGCAGGAGCCACAGGAACAAGUCAACCUGACGGAAGACGCUCAUUUAAAGGAGGUGUGCCAGAAUCUGAUAAAGGGCCUUCACAAAUACCACAAGAACUAUUAUCCCACCCUGAGGUGUCUCCACACUCUGACCUCAUCGUUACCAAGAUAUCCUCUGGGAAAACAGAUCAGGGAGCUCCAUUUAAUAUGUCUGGAGAAGAAUGUGUGGGAGAACGAAGAUUACCAGUCAGCCAUGAAGCUUCUAAAGAUGCUGGCUAAAGAUGAGCUGAUUGCUUCGCUGCAGAGGUGUCUGGAGAUUCUGCAGCCUGUCAAGUCAAAGAAGAUGAAGAAAGCUUGUGUCCAGCUGGAGGAACUACUCGCCAAAUUCAAGCAGCUGGACACAGCUGCCGCCGAAAUGACCGACAAUGCCGACGACAGCUUCACCUCGCCGGUGAAAAAUCUUCAAAAGAAAACCGACCUGUUCCAGCUGCAGAAGACGCUGCUGGAGAUGAACGAGACUCGGAGGUCCAAGAAGAUGAGUCCGUUUGAGAUCCUGAGGAACGAGGCGCUCGAGUUUAUCGACAGCUUGGUGAAGAAUCAUCUAUCUCCUCCGGAGUCUCAGCCGCUGCAUGAAGUCUGCUACUACACCUCGUCUGCCACUGUGAGGCGCCACCUCAACGCGACGCCUCGCACCUGUAUUCAGGCUGCGCUCAGCAGGCCCUUCUACUACCUCCAGAACGACAAACUGAAGACCGAGGAUGGGUCGGUCUCCAACGCCGCUCCCGACAUCUGCAUCGCGUACAAGCUGCACCUGGAGUGCGGCCGGCUGAUCAACCUCUACGACUGGCUGGAGGCCUACGCCACCGUGGUUUCUGCUGCUGAGGGUCACGAUCCGGAUUCUGACAGUCAAGGGAAAGUGGAUGAAGUCAAACACGCUCGUUUCAUCCGCGCUGUGUCGGAGCUCGAAUUUCUGGGCUUCAUCAAGUCCACCAGGCAGAAGACCGACCACGUGGCUCGACUCACCUGGGGAGGCUGCUGACGGACCGCAACCGCGAGAGAGAGACAGACGUGUACAGCUGUGGACUCAUUUCAGUGCCUGUUUACUUUGACAUGGAUUUGUAUUUUCCCCUCUAUUAAAGAUUAGUACCUAACCAAGA
This is a messenger RNA of Mugil cephalus (flathead mullet), 2412 nucleotides long. RefSeq names its product origin recognition complex, subunit 3 (gene orc3). The transcript is spliced from 20 exons. Gene Ontology annotation, biological process: DNA replication; DNA replication initiation. The coding region runs from base 138 to 2294 and encodes 718 amino acids. The record is from RefSeq and is a predicted model, not a curated record. Lineage: Eukaryota; Metazoa; Chordata; Actinopteri; Mugiliformes; Mugilidae. Gene Ontology annotation, cellular component: nuclear origin of replication recognition complex; DNA replication preinitiation complex; nuclear pre-replicative complex. Gene Ontology annotation, molecular function: DNA replication origin binding.